Molecule: messenger RNA, 684 nt
Organism: Plasmodium gonderi
Lineage: Eukaryota; Apicomplexa; Aconoidasida; Haemosporida; Plasmodiidae
Product: translation initiation factor 4E
Exons: 1
Coding region: 1-684 (227 amino acids)
Biological process (GO): translational initiation
Cellular component (GO): eukaryotic translation initiation factor 4F complex
Molecular function (GO): RNA 7-methylguanosine cap binding; translation initiation factor activity
Source: RefSeq, a predicted model, not a curated record
AUGAAGUACUUAACUUUUAAUAGAAGUAAUAGAGAUGCAAUUGACUUAUGCGAAAAAUUGGAAGCGACGAAAAUAGACCUAGCAAACCCUUUGUUAUUACAGUAUAGUUGGGUAAUAUGGGAACAAGUAUCCGAUAACAAAAUUAAACAAAGCAAUAAUUACAAGGAUUACACAAGACCAUUGGCAAAAUUUAAUAGUGUACAGAAAUUCUGGCAAUUAUGGAAUAGAUUGCCACAGCCUAGUGAUUUACUUGCCCAGAGAAGUAUGACAAGAUUAUCGGAUGAUGGAACUCUUCGUAUAGUAGAUGCUCUUAUGAUUUUUCGAGAUAAUAUUCAACCUAUGUGGGAAGACCCAGCUAAUUCUGAAGGUGGUCAUUUUGAAUAUAAAUUUUUACCAAAAGAUUUCCCAUAUAGUCAGAUAGAUGAAUUUUGGAAUAAUCUUGUAUUAGCUAUUAUUGGAUGCACUUUAAAACAUUAUAAUUUAAUAACAGGAAUUAGGUUAGUAGAUAAAUUAAGUACCACACGCUAUGGAUAUAUAAGAAUUGAAAUAUGGUAUACGACAAUGCCGGAUGAAAGCGUUAGAAGUCACUUGAGAAAAGACCUUGAGGAGCACAUGUGCAAUCGCAUUGACGGGUCACACGUUUUCCCCCCAAGGGUUAAAAGUCUCGGCCAUUCGCACAAAUAG